AUGCCGAUGGUCCCUGCCUUUCAGCGUCGACGGCUGGCUCUGGGCUCCGUCUAUGUACCACUGACCAUCAUUCUGGCCAUGUACUGCCGCGUCUACGUGGUGGCCAAAAGGGAGAGCCGGGGCCUCAAGAAGGACAAGUCAGACUGGGAGCAAGUGACAUUACGCAAUCAUCGGGAAAAUGCUCAGGCGGAAGGAGGCGGGGUGGGCAGCGCUGAGAACAAGACGCACUUCUUCGUCAGGCUCCUCAAGUUUUCCCGGGAAAAGAAAGCGGCCAAAACGCUGGGCAUCGUGGUUGGCUGCUUCGUGCUCUGCUGGCUGCCCUUUUUCCUAGUGAUGCCCAUUG
Molecule: messenger RNA, 343 nt
Organism: Castor canadensis (American beaver)
Lineage: Eukaryota; Metazoa; Chordata; Mammalia; Rodentia; Castoridae
Source: RefSeq, a predicted model, not a curated record